AUGUUUGUUUUAUUCAAUUAUAAACAAGUUUUAAAUAAACCAUUUGUUAUUAUUGGAACACAAAUUCAUUUACCAAGAGGUUUUGAUGAAGAGGAUCUUUCAGAGGAAUUCGGUGUAACGUACAGUACAUCAACAAAAAUUAUCUAUGGUCAUUUAACUAAUUUAAAAUUGUAUUUGUUAAAUAUGAAAGAUAUGGCUAGUUUUGGCGGUGCAUUUCGAUUUAUUGCGACAUAUCUUAGAGAGACAUAA
This is a messenger RNA of Adineta steineri, 249 nucleotides long. The record is from the annotation of a GenBank genome assembly. NCBI's taxonomy places the organism in Eukaryota, Metazoa, Rotifera, Eurotatoria, Adinetida, Adinetidae.